UGCGUGGCCCAAUCUCGCAAGAAUACAACCCCAACAAGAUCCAUAACAGCCCCUAAUCACGCACUCAUAAUCAUUAAUCCCUGUAAUCAUUCCUCGUUGCUAACCAAAAGAACAUUCAAAAUCUUGUAAUCAACACAACACUUUCUCGAUUCGGCUGGUGGGAAAAGCUGCUCCAAAGCCAAAGGCCCCACUUCGCCCUCAGAUUGGCAUAUUUUCUCAGCAAAAGAAGCCCAACGAUCAAAUCAAGCUUUGACUUUUGAGCUCCGUUGUCCUUAAAAUGGGAGAGCUACUUCCUUUUAGUGAGCUCUUCCACAGCCCAAGCCUUCUUGGAUCAAAAUCCAUGGCCGCCCAUUUGAUUGCUUUUUGAGGAGAAGCUUCUCCGAUCUGCGUUUUUCCACUAUUCGACGUGGUUUUGGAAUGUGGGUUCUCUUUAGUUUCUCGUUUUCUGUAAGGGAGAUCGGAGAUCUGAGCUGAAGGGGGAAUGGACGGUGUGGAUCGAGGGAGAGGGCUGUGGAGGGAGCUGAAGCAACGGCUGGGAUUGAAGGGGGUAAUCGGCUUCUGUGGGUCCUCGUCGUGGAGGAGCACCGGCAGUAGUCUCCGAGCGAGGUUUCUAGAAGAGCCUCUGGCAGGUCAGAUUCCGGCUCCGGAGCGAGAAUCCGAAGGGCCUCCUGUGGGGAGAGCCUCUUCCGGGAUGAACCUCGCGGCGGCGCUGGCGGCCGAGCGCAACCUCGCCGCGGAGGCGGCGGGUCUGAUGCCACUGAGGGCGUUGAUGCGGCUGGCGGAGGAAACGGACGGCCAGGAUCGGAAGAGGCGGAAGAUGGACGGUGGAGAUGGAGGGACCGUUGAUGCGGUGUGCUGCGUGUGCAUGGAGAGGAAUAAAGGUGCGGCUUUUAUCCCCUGCGGGCACACCUACUGCAGGGUAUGUUCUCGGGAGCUGUGGUUGAAUCGUGGGUCUUGUCCACUUUGCAACCAUGCGAUCUCCCAAAUCCUUGAUAUCUUUUAGAGAUCAGUUUUGUGAUUACGGGCUUUUCUUUUUAUUUUUUAAUUUGCAAUUAGAUUUGGCGAAAAAAUAUUAUUGAUAUGUUGGAUUUUGUGAAGAAUUUUGUAUAAUUUUGGUAUGAUGAAAUUUUUGGAUAUAUGGGGUAGUUGGGUCUGGCCCAUGAAUCUACCAUAAUUGGGUUGGUUUGGGCCCGGCCCAAAGAGUUCUAGUUGGUGGUGAAUUUGGCACCCAUAUUAUCUAGCAAUGUUGCCAACGGGUAGAGGGCCUAGGGGUGAGCAUAAGUUUUGAAAACAAUGCAUGUUUUAAUUGGUGUUAUAUAUUUAUUUAAAUAAUAUAAAAAAUAAAAUUUAUUAGG
Diospyros lotus (date-plum) is the source of this 1355-nucleotide messenger RNA. RefSeq lists its product as uncharacterized. The record is from RefSeq and is a predicted model, not a curated record. Bases 482 to 1003 code for a protein of 173 amino acids. The transcript has a single exon. Lineage: Eukaryota; Viridiplantae; Streptophyta; Magnoliopsida; Ericales; Ebenaceae.